GCUGCCUGUUUCACCCCUCUGUCUUGGUUGAAUCAUUGUCAUUGUUGGAUUAGGAUUCCUGUGUCGUUCCUGUCUUGGUCAUGUCUUCUCCAUGUUCCACUCUUCCAGAAAUGCUAACUGUUCUGCGCCACCUGCUCUCCAAGCUCGUGUCUCCACUCUGGAGGACUGUAGAUGAGGUGGAUGAAGACAGAUUUUUCUCCUGUGAACAUGGUACGGAGGAUAUUCGCCACCUGCGGGGCAGCGUGGUGACCCAGCUCUGCCAUGACUAUGGCAUGAUAGACGACGCGGUCUACUUCACCAAUGAACAGGUGCUAGGCGGGUUUCUGCUGAAAGAAGGAGACAUUGUGAACGCCACAGCAGUCAGAGAUCGUGCUGAAGGAGGAUGGAGAGCUCUGAGGGUGGAGAAGAGUGCAGAUGCCUGGGAGGAUGAGGGCAAAGCCUCCCUAGAAGCUGACACUUUGCGGUUGCAGCCUCUCAUUGGCACAGUCACAUCUUAUGAUGGAGCUGGUGGCUACAUAAACCAGACUACAUACUUCUCACGUACUUCUCCUUCUGUAGGUUACGCACCAAUGAAAGGAGACUGGGUUCACGCAAAAUAUUUCGUCAAUCCAACAGAUUGGACAACCCGGGCUCAUUCUGUUGCACCUCUACGAUAUUGUCGACUAGAUCAGGUGCCUGUGACUGGUGUUUUUGGUAACAGCGGUGUUGUAGAUGACAGUGUGUUUUUCUGCUUGGAUUCUUUGCUUCUGCCGACUCACUACCAGCCUUUGCCUGGACACAUGGUGAACCUGGUUAUGUUGGAGAGCAGUCAGGCCUUAUACAGCUGGAGAGCCCUGUGUAUGGCACCCUGUCUUGUGAGUGUGAGCUCUUUGUCUGAACGUCCAUCAGACACUAAAACUCACAUAAUCUUGGAAAACAAACAAGACCUGGAUGUGUCAGACUAUGGUCAACAGUUUGGGGAGCUGCUCAUUGGGGAAAGACGAUAUCUGGUGCUUUGGAUACAAAAUAAAGGUUCAGAGACCCACAGGCUGCUCUACUGUGACUUUGCUGGCUGGGACUCAGAGGAACAGUUCUACCUUGUUACUCUUAAGGACUCCACACUACAGAAACAGGCUUCAACAGAAAACUGCCCUGAGUCUCAGUCUGUUCUUGACUCUUUUGAAAAACAAGAAAAUAAUGACAAAGCACUGCAGAAGGCUGUUGAUGUCCCUGGGGUCCGGCGAGAGGAGAGGGAGCUUGAUAUUCAGCCUGGAGAGAGGGUGUCUGUUACGAUAGCGUGUCAAGCCAAGAGCCUUGGCAUCUGCACAGAGAUGCUUUUGCUGCACUUCUCUUCUUUUACCAUUGGGAGGCGCCUGGAAGUCACCGUGAGCACUGAGGAUGUGAAGAGCCUUCAGUCCUCUGUUCCCUACCCUCCCACUGAUGUUCAGCCAAUCUUAACACCCACUCAAGUGAUAACCAACCCUGCUCCAAAAAUUGCUCCAAGGCUGUCUAAAAGGAAGAUGCCACACUUCCUACCAAGGUUUGCAGUUCCUCAAUCUCUCAAAGACUGCAUUGAGGCCCAAGGUGAUGUGUUGGUGUUUCAGCCUCUCCUUGGAGAGGUUCUGUCGCCGUCAAACAUGCAUGCACGCUUCUCCACCCUCCUCUGGCUUGAAGAGCUGCAUGCAGAAAGGGAGCUGCGGGAAUUCAACAUCUCUGGAGCUCUUCUCAGAAAGGGAGCUGCUUAUCUCCACUUAGUGGUCAAUGGGUUGGCAGAGGGCAGACCCAGUCUAAGUAUUGGUGACAGAAUAGUUUUGAAGAAGGCGAGGAGUGAUGGUUUGGUCGUAGAGUACAUCAGUUCUGUGGCCGAGAUCAAUGAUGAGGAGGUGAGUUUGAGACUGAACUUUGAGUUUCAGAGAAACUACCUCGGAGAACCACUGGAUGUUGAAUUCUCCUACAACAGAAUUACCAUGAGGAGAUGUCACAAUGCACUGGCCCAGACUAAAGAUUUUGGUGACAUUCUUUUCCCAUCAGCUGUGACUCUCCAGACCCCUCAGUGGUCCGGAAAGUGGAUAGAUGAGACGGACCAAAACAAACCUGGAGAGGACAUCAAGCAGGCUUCAGGGUUGGACAAUGAAAAUGUCUUAAGCGUUUCCAUUGACAUGAAGUCAAAGGCCACACAGACUAAAGAUAGUAGACCACAAUGUAAGCCCAUUCCCAGCAGAGGAAACUUCUUCAACCCUGAGCUGAACCCUUCUCAGAGAGAGGCAGUGAAGAGGAUUCUGGAAGGAGAAUGUCGGCCCACUCCUUAUGUUCUCUUUGGACCUCCAGGCACUGGAAAGACCAUUACUCUCAUUGAGGCUAUUCUACAGGUUUACCACUACGUACCCAGCAGCCGGGUCCUUGUUUGUACACCAUCCAACAGUGCUGCAGACCUCAUAUGUGUACGACUACAUGACAGUGGCUUCCUGGACUGUGGCAGUCUGGCACGCGUGAACGCAUCCUGCCGCCAUAUUGAGUCCAUCCCAGAUGUGCUUCAACGGUAUUCCAGGGCAGGAGAGGACAUUCGUCAGGCAUCUUUUCACAGGAUCGUGGUCAGCACGUGCAGCAGUGCUGGCAUGUUUCAUAAUCUUGGAAUCCACGUGGGACAUUUUACCCAUGUGUUCUUGGAUGAAGCUGGCCAGGCCACGGAGCCAGAGUCUCUAAUCCCUAUUAGCCUGGUAUCAGAGAAACAUGGACAGAUUGUGUUGGCUGGAGACCCCUGUCAGUUGGGUCCUGUCAUUAAGUCCAAGGUUGCUGUUGCCUUUGGUCUGGGUGUGUCUUUGUUAGAGAGGCUGAUGGCCAGUCCUCUGUACAGCAGACAUGACUGGGGAUACAACCCUAAACUGGUGACUAAACUGAAUUACAACUACCGUUCCCAUGAGGCCUUGCUAAAGCUUCCAUCCAAGCUUUUUUACCAGGAAGAACUGUACUGUAAAGCUCCCAGUGCUGUGGUGGAGUCACUGUGCCUGUGGAAAAAACUCCCCCAAAAAGGCCUCCCACUUCUCUUUCAUGGCGUCAGGGGAACAGAGAUGAGGGAGGGCAACAAUCCGUCCUGGUUCAACCCAGUUGGCUACUGCUGUCAACUGGCCAAGAAACUCCACCGUCCCGUGAAUGCCUCUGACAUUGGAAUCAUUGCCCCUUACAAGAAACAAUGUGAGAAGAUUCGAAUGCUUCUGGUAAAAGUGGGUCUGUCUGAUAUCAAAGUGGGGUCGGUGGAAGAGUUCCAGGGACAGGAGUUUCUGGUCAUCAUCAUGUCUACAGUGCGCUCAAAUGAGUCGAUGCAGAAUGAGGAUUUACAGAGUUCACUCGGUUUUCUUGCCAACCCAAAACGUUUCAAUGUGGCAAUCACUCGUUCAAAAGCCCUGCUCCUCAUUGUUGGAAAUCCACACAUUCUGGUUAAGGAUUUGUGCUUCAGGGCUCUGCUGCAGUACUGUUUUAUUAACGGAGCGUAUCUGGGCUGUGAUCCCCCUCCACUGCUAAGAGAAUCACAGAUAGCUGAAGAGGAUGAAAGAAGUAAUUGAAGACAGUAAUUAACAUAAAGUUGGUGUGCUUUCUGUAAAAUUUCUCAGGAAAUAUAAAUAAAUAAAUGUUUGUACUUCA
Cynoglossus semilaevis (tongue sole) is the source of this 3618-nucleotide messenger RNA. RefSeq names its product Mov10 like RNA helicase 1. The record is from RefSeq and is a predicted model, not a curated record. Gene Ontology annotation, molecular function: helicase activity. Lineage: Eukaryota; Metazoa; Chordata; Actinopteri; Pleuronectiformes; Cynoglossidae.